AUGGAAGCCGACGAACUCAUAUUGAAUAUGGGAUUUGCCAUCGGCCUCUACGAAUCCGGCUUCUUAGUUACCAGUGAGCCUCUUAUUCCUUGUGACGGCUCGGAGAUGUCGGAUUCCAUCUCGAGUUCCUUGAUCGAAGUGGAAGAGAUUAGUCAGGAGGAUGACUUAUCGAACAUAUCUCCAUCUUAUCUCUUGGACAACUCUCGCGAUGAACUCAGUCUUUCGCCCUAUAAUAAGAAAUUUGUUAAGAAGCAAGGUGUCCUUGGUGGUCUGGGCAAAGUGCAAUUAUUGGGCCGAAACCCUUCACUCGCAGGGGAGCUCUUAGAUGAGGAAGAGGAUGAUAGCGACGGUGAUAGCCUUGAAGCCUUCGUAUCUUUGUUAGAUGCUGAUGAUUCAGCUGACAUUUCGGGAGAUGAGGAUGAAUACUUCGAUGAUGCUGAUGAUGGUGAGAACAAAUAUAAGGAAACGAAAGUGGAGGGUCGUGGAAUUAUUCGUCUGCCAGUCAAAUCAUCUAAAAAAAUGACUUCAGGCAAAGCGGAAUCUAUUAGACACAAAUCUUCUCCCCGUGUAAAGAAAUUCAAUCACUCUUCAGCAAUCAGGAAAGUGCCUCCAUCGAAGCGGAGACGCCACUAA
Messenger RNA from Protopolystoma xenopodis, 633 nucleotides. Lineage: Eukaryota; Metazoa; Platyhelminthes; Monogenea; Polystomatidea; Polystomatidae. The record is from the annotation of a GenBank genome assembly.